AUGAUGCCAGUGCUCAGAGGAAGAAAAGGAAGGCUCCUCGGAGGUGGUGCGGAAGCCUUUGAGAGGGUGACGGGGGUCAUGCUGGGACCCCGAAAGACGUGGGACCUCAGCCACUCCCCCUGUCUGCAGGACCUGUGGAAAAGCGACAUUUCCUUGGAUGCCAGCACUCUGGAAUUCCUGAUGAGCGAAGGGGAGGACGACGCCUCCUUCCUGUCUCUGCCCAGCCCUGCCUUCUCGCGGCGAUCCCCGCCCAGCCAGUCGGACGUGCCCGGGCCGCUGCCGUUGCAGCUCACCCAGACGCCCCAAGACCAAGCCUGCCGCCUUCAGGCUUUCCUCGACCCGGUAGAAGAAAACGACGGACGUCGGCGGCAGCACACCGUGGAGGAGCGGACAGCGGCGCCAGGCGCCACGGAUAAAGAGCAGCUGAGCGCUCGCUUGCAGGUGGAGGAACCGGAGAAGAAGCUAGCGGAGCAAACACGGGAAGCGGAGAGACUUUGCUCGGCUUCGGGGGCGACGGACUUGGAGAAGCGCCUGGAGCUUCUGGAGGCGGAGAACAUGAAUCUCAAGCGACGGCUAACUUGUCAGGAGGCGGAGUAUCCUUACCGACAGAGAGACCGCCUCCCGGCGGAGGCGGACCACGGCGGGCGACCACGGAGUGCCGCGUCUACGCAGACGGCAGAGGAGGCGGAGUCCGGCGACGUUGAGUCUUCGCUUCGUGCGCAAAACCUUUUGCUCCAGGAGCAAGUUUGCGUGCAGCGCCACCUGCUGAGGGAGUUGGAGACGCAACUGCAGCAGUCGCAAAGGACGUGCGCUCAACUCAGGACGCAGGUGGCGCUGUACGACGGCGAAGCGGAGCGCGCCCGUAAGCGACUGGACGGCGAGCUGAUGCGAUUGAAGGAGGAGAAGGAACGCGUGGUGGAGGAGGCCUUCGUCAGGGCCGAGACCCAAAUGGAGGCCGUGCGGGAUAACCUGGCAGGAGUGCGCCUGAAGCUACUGGGUCUUCACCCCGCUUUGAGGACGCUCACCAGCGAUUACAACGCACUUAAGAAGCAAGUGCAUCACUUCCCCGCUAUGCUGCGGAACGCCAUCGAGGACGCCAAGCACGAGAUCUGUCAGGUGAUCAGUGAGGUGAGCGUGACCAACCAGAAGCUGCUGGACAAGUACAAACGUGAGAUGAACCUGAGAAAGAAGAUCCACAACCAGCUGGUGCAGCUUAAGGGCAACAUCCGCGUGUUGUGCCGCGUGCGUCCUGUCGACGGCGAGGAGAGCGUGUUGACCUUUGACCCGGAUGACGACGGCAUCCUCUACCUGGACAACAAGGGCAAAGUGGUGACCUUUGACCUGGACAAAGUUUUCCCGCCUCAGGCAACCCAAGAAGAGGUUUUCCAGGAAGUGGAGUCGCUGGUGACGUCGUGUAUCGACGGCUUCCACGUCUGCAUCUUCGCUUACGGACAGACUGGAUCGGGAAAGACGUACACUAUGGACGGCGUUCCGUCGGACCCGGGCCUGAACCAACGAGCUCUGCGCCUCCUCUUCUCACGAGUCUGCUCCAAAAGUCCCGAGUGGGACUUUCACAUCUGCGUCAGCAUGCUGGAGAUUUACAACGAAACCCUCAGGGACCUUCUGGGCGACAAGCGGGCCGACAAGCUGGACAUCAAGAUGAACCCCGACGGCAGCGGGCAACUUUACGUACCCGGACUGACGCGCGUCGCUGUGCGCACGUUGGAAGACGUCAACCAGGUUCUGGAGGCGGGGCGAGCCAGCCGAGCCACGGCCAGCACCGACCUCAACCGGCGAAGUUCUCGCUCGCACGCCCUGCUGAUGGUCAGCGUGUCGGGAAUCAACGCCACCACGGGAAGCCGCACGCAAGGGAAGCUGAACCUGGUGGACCUGGCCGGUUCCGAGCGGGUGCGCAAAUCUGGCGCCGAGGGCGGCCGCCUGCGAGAGGCGCAGCACAUCAACAAGUCGCUGUCGGCGCUAGGCGACGUCAUCAACGCGCUGCGAUGCAAACACGCCCACGUUCCCUUCAGAAACUCGCGCCUCACCUUCCUACUGCGGGACAGCCUCACGGGCGACGGAAAGACGCUCCUCGUCGUGCAGGUGUCUCCGGUGUCGACAGACGCCGGCGAGUCGUUGUGUUCGCUGAAGUUCGCUCAGCGCGUCCGCAGCGUGGAGCUCAACGCCUCCGGCUCCGCCGCCGGGAGGCCUGACAGCCGCUCGGCCUCGUCGUCGCCCACGCGCCAAAGCUCGGAGAUGGAGUCUCCGCCUCUGAGCCUAGGGCCCCUCCCCUUAUCUCGUAGCAGCAGCGCAGGCUCCUCCCUAAACUCCGCCUCCAGACCGCCCGCCGGCUCUCGGCGCAAAUCCAAUUCGCAGCUUCCCGCGGAUUGAUUUGGAGUCAGCAGAAGGCGAGCAGUCGGACGCUGUCCAUCCCGUGACGUGUGGAGACGAGACGGCGGGACAGAGAAGCACUUUAACUUUUCACCUGGCGGCGUUUCCCUUAAGUCCUCCUCCGUGUGACAUGACUUGAGAAAUUUGCUUUUUUUAUUUUGAAUAAAGGCUCAAACUUGUUUGACGACUGACGGAUUGUCUUUAAUUUCUGGGGGGCAUCGCCAAGCGAGCUGGCCGGGAACAUCCUUGGCAGCUUUUUGGCUAAUGACGUCCGAUUCCCGGGUCGGUGGCGAAACAAUGACCUGCUGUUUUUCUGCUGCAUAACAUUUCUUCCAAGGUGACAAGUCAGGAGGGACUGAUUCGUCACGGGGAGACGACGGCGGUGGCUUUUUCUUCCGAGGAUGGCUCGUCCUCAGGCGGCAAGAAGUCCAGCGGCUCCAGCAGCCGCUCCACGUCCACGCGUGCCACAUUCUCAGCACCAGAUGCCGGUACACCUGCAAACAAAGUGGACGAAACAUUUUCAGACACUGCGAACCAAAACGUAGCAUAGGUUUCCUUCCUACGUUUUGAAGGAAUCUGACCUUUUAGCCAGAUUGCUGGCAUCACGCCGGCCGAAAGGCUAAACUGUUUUUUUUUUUCUUAAACUAUGAUAUACAUGCUUUUUAGUUAAUAUUGUGUUAGAGUAAUACGAUCACAUUCACAAUACAGGACAUUUUCUUAUUUGCUUAUUUGUUUUCUCGUUUUGAAGCACAUGGUAAGAUCUUUUUUGUAAUGUUGCGUUACUUUAAAAGUCUGUGAUAAUUGAUCGCCACACACUAAAUGUAACUCGUAGCGUUAGCGUGGAAAGCAUGGUCUUAAACUGUGUUUUGUUUUU
Messenger RNA from Corythoichthys intestinalis (scribbled pipefish), 3262 nucleotides. RefSeq names its product kinesin family member C3 (gene kifc3). Gene Ontology annotation, cellular component: microtubule cytoskeleton. Bases 1 to 2388 code for a protein of 795 amino acids. Lineage: Eukaryota; Metazoa; Chordata; Actinopteri; Syngnathiformes; Syngnathidae. Gene Ontology annotation, molecular function: ATP binding; microtubule binding; microtubule motor activity. The transcript has 22 exons. The record is from RefSeq and is a predicted model, not a curated record. Gene Ontology annotation, biological process: microtubule-based movement.